AUGGGCGAUGCGCUAUGCGGGCCGUCGAAUGCCCUUCAGAACUUCCAGAAGCAUACUUCCGUUGAUCGGACAUUGCAGCAAGAUCGAUUAACUUCACGACAAUCGCCGAGCCAGGGGUUUCGAUCACAGAACCCUCAAGAGGGUAUACUUGACCCGGAGUUCGCCGCAUUUGAGGCCAAUUUUGCCGGUCCCGCAUUGCCAGACUUACAACACGCUCCUCAUUCUGCGCCAACACAUCAUUUAGCGACAAACCAUGGCGCAGCAAACCAUCCGGGCAACUCUAGCUGGGCAUCGGAUUUCCAGAACUUACAGAUUUCGGGGCCAGCACACCCGGCACAACUACAAAGACCCAAUAUCGCACCACAAGUUGCAAAUGGCGGGUGGCACACUGAAUUUAUGCGACAACAGACAGGGCACAUGCCACAGGCCCAACGGGAUCCGCAAAUGCGCGGCGCCUACCAACCGUCUUUCGCACCAAACUAUCCGAUGUAUGGUUCGAUGAACCAAAUGCAGCCCUCGCAGAUCCCGCAGAGCCAGCAAAAGCCCGUGGAGCAAUUCGACGAAUCCGCCUUCGAGGCCGCCUUCGACCAGGCCCGGGCAGAUAUGGAAUUGCAAGGCGCCAACCAAAAAGACACCCUGAAUCAUCUAGAGGAUACUCAUGAAUAUGAGCCCGUCACCGAAGACAUUCGGCUGGGAUCCGAUUUGAUUCCACAGACUGAAAAACAAGACCCGCAGACUAAAGGACGGGAUGCAGAUGAACUUGCACGGACAGCCGGACAACUCCUAGACAGCGUGCGGAACGAACAAAGUGACAAGUUCGCCCAGAGCAACUUCCUCGCAUUGAUGCGUCGGAUUCGAGAUCGCGAGGUGGAAGUUGAAGGGGAUGAGUUCCGUGAAGUCAGUACCAACCCGUGA
Messenger RNA from Penicillium olsonii, 915 nucleotides. Lineage: Eukaryota; Fungi; Ascomycota; Eurotiomycetes; Eurotiales; Aspergillaceae. The record is from the annotation of a GenBank genome assembly.